UUUGUUAGAGCAUCCACUGAGCUAUCUACUAUUGCUUUCAGCUCAUCUUCAAAAACACAGAUCUAGCAAGAAUCAUGUCUGUAUCUCGCCAAGCUACAUACUCUCUUGGAGGAACAAGGAAAAGUACAAGCAGUGCUUCUGUUGUUCCAUCUGUGGCAAACCGAAAUAACUUCAGCUCAGUCUCUGUCUCUCGCUCCAGCGGUGGAGGUGUUGGUGCUGGCCAUGCUGGCUCUGGUGGCUUUGGUAGCAGAAGUCUUUAUUGCUUGGGAGGAAGUCGAAAAAUUUCCAUUCCUACAGGUUUACAGUCCCAGUUUGGAAGUGGUUCUGGGUAUGGAGCUAGUGCCGGAGCAGGGUUUGGACAAGGUUCUGGAUUUGGCACUGGCCAAGGAUUCGGUAGUAGUUCUGGAUUUCCUGUAUGCCCACCAGGGGGGAUCCAACAAGUUACCAUUAAUCAGAGCCUCUUAGCUCCUCUCAAUUUGGAAAUUGACCCACAAAUUCAAAAAGUGCGUAUAGAAGAAAGAGAACAAAUCAAGACUCUGAACAACAAGUUUGCAUCCUUCAUCGAUAAGGUAAGAUUCCUAGAACAGCAGAACAAGGUGCUUGAAACAAAAUGGAAACUUUUACAAGAGCAAGGAGUAAAGACUGUGAAGAAUAAUAUCGAGCCCCUCUUUGAAGCCUAUAUUAAUGCAUUGAGGAGACAGCUGGACAGUCUAGUAAAUGAUAAGUCACGUCUGGAUGGAGAGUUGAAACAAAUGCAAGAUGCUGUAGAAGAAUUCAAAGCCAAGUAUGAAGAUGAAAUUCACAAGCGCACAGCUGCAGAGAAUGAGUUUGUGGUACUCAAAAAGGAUGUGGAUGUUGCCUACACGAACAAAGUGGAAUUAGAAUCCAAGGUGGCUGCUUUGACAGAUGAGAUCAACUUCCUGAGGGCCCUAUAUGAAGCGGAAAUUGCCCAGAUGCAGGGUCAGACCUCCGAUACCUCAGUCAUCCUGUCCAUGGACAAUAACAGAGCUCUAGACCUACAAAGCAUCAUUGCAGAAGUCAAGGCUCAAUAUGAGGAGAUCGCCAACCGAAGCCGGCAAGAAGCCGAGGCCCUGUAUCAAAACAAAUAUGAAGAGCUUCAGGUCUCUGCUGGAAAACACGGAGAUGAUCUGAAAAGCACAAAAACUGAAAUUGCUGAGCUGAAUCGUUUAAUAAAUAGACUUCGCUCUGAAAUUGACAGCGUGAAGAAACAGUGUGCCAAACUACAGACUUCAAUUGCUGAUGCUGAACAGCGUGGCGAGCUUGCACUAAAAGAUGCCAAGCAAAAGCUUGCAGGACUAGAAGAUGCUCUGCAGAAGGCCAAACAGGACAUAGCUCGCCAACUGAAAGACUACCAGGAGCUGAUGAAUGUCAAACUGGCUCUGGAUAUUGAGAUUGCCACCUACAGGAAACUUCUAGAAGGAGAGGAGAGCAGGUUGGCUGGAGAAGGUGUUGGCCCAGUAAGCAUAUCUGUAGUGAGCUCAACCUAUGGUACCAACAGUGGAGCAGGCCAUGGCUAUGGAUUUGGAGGUGGUUUCGGUGUCGGCAGUGGAAGCGGAGUUGGCACCGGAGGUAGUUUCGGUGUUGGCAGUGGAAGUGGAGUCAGUUUUAGUGGUGGACAAGCCACUGGUGGUGGAAGCUACACUGUAAACAACCAGAAACCAACUGGCUUUAUGUCUGGUGGUGGCCGUAACUCAGGUGCGCAAAUAAUAUCAACAACCACCACAGCCUCCCGAAAACACUGAGAGACACCAAAAAUGAGCUUAGAGGACAGCAGCCUCAUAUUGUGCCAUGUAAAUUAAAUAAGUGUUAAAACAAUAAAAUGCUGAGGUAUACUAUUUUGAUAUGCAAUUACAUUAUUGAGAUUAUUCAGUAACAGAGAAAAAGACAAUUUGUUUAGUAACCCAUCAUUGCCAUCAAAAACAUCAUCUUAGUCUAUAAGAAAUAAAGAAAUGCAAUUAUAACCAUAGAAAACCAUACAACUUUUAUGGGGCUCGGCAUCAUUGCGGUCCCAACAUUGCAUAUUAAUUUAUGCAAGUAGCAAUAGAAUUUGGAAAAUAUAUUUGGAUAAAUGAAAUACAAAUGCAAUUUUCUAACCACUAUACAUUUGUUAAUCAAUAAAUAUCACUAGCUGGAUUUCCUAUGAGAAGAGUAAAGAAGUAGGAGACCCCUUAAUAUUUUUGCUAGAAGGACCCAUCACACAUAGUUACAGUUCUGCUAAGAUUGGUUAAAUCUGUUGCCAUGGGUUACUGCAUACCUUUGCACUUUGAACUGUUAUUAAAUCAAUUCCUAUAAUUGUCUUAACUUGGCAGUGUUACCCAGACCUAAAAGUAAUAAAGUGUACCGACUAAUUUGGAAAAUAAAAUCAUUGCACUAGGA
Messenger RNA from Rana temporaria (common frog), 2397 nucleotides. RefSeq names its product keratin, type II cytoskeletal 5-like. Bases 75 to 1763 code for a protein of 562 amino acids. The transcript is spliced from 9 exons. NCBI's taxonomy places the organism in Eukaryota, Metazoa, Chordata, Amphibia, Anura, Ranidae. The record is from RefSeq and is a predicted model, not a curated record. Gene Ontology annotation, molecular function: structural constituent of skin epidermis. Gene Ontology annotation, cellular component: keratin filament. Gene Ontology annotation, biological process: keratinization; intermediate filament organization.